AGGUGACAUUUGACUAUGUCACAUCACAAUUUAUAAUAGAGGAUAGCUCUCUCGCUCGGAUCGCGAUCGGAUCAACUUUCGUGUGUUUGUACUUGGUCAUUUUGCCAGUCUGCCAGUCGAUAAUUGUGUGGCUUAGCCCUGAGAGACCUGCAGGGGAUCAGUCGCGUGUGUUUGUUUUUGACCGACCGCACAGUGAUCGCAGUGAUUCUUUCUUGGACACACAGCACACCCUUCAUUACUUCGUCGCAGUCGUUCUCCGUGGACGCACACGUGUCUCGCAGUUCCCGGCGUGCUCCGUCAAGUGUGAAGCUAAGUGAGUUAUGGAUGACAAGUUCUAAUGACGAUUGGUUUGAGAUUUGAAGUGAAGAAAUAGUGUAGUUGCGAGUUAAGUGCAGUGAUAAACAUUUUCGAUAAAAUUUCUGCAUUAGCCAGUAUGGCAUUGGAAGACCGUUGCAGCCCUCAGAGUGCACCCAGUCCGCCACACCAUCAUCAUCAUCAUCACAGUCAAAGUCCGGUUAAUUCUGCCACCGCAACGAUGCUUACCGCAAACGGUGGAACACGUUGUUCGCCUAGUGGAGAUGAGAUGUCGCCACUGGUACCGAUCUCACCGCUGCUCAUCAAGCAGGAGGUGACGGAUCCGAUUCCUCCCCAGCCUACUCAGCAAUCUGGAAUUUCGUUUUCGAUUUCCAAUAUUUUGAGCGGAAGUUUUGGAAAGGCACCAUCCGCAACCAGCCAGCAGACAGUAAGUCCCAUGGCAAGUCCGCGAUGCAGUUCGAAUUCCAACAGCCCAAAUGGAUCUUCGUUUCAACUGCAACAUCAACGAUCUUUUGAACGAAGGGACAGUCUGUUCCGCCCGUACGAUAUUAGCAAAUCACCUCGAUUGUGCUCCAGCAAUGGCAGUAGCAGUCACAAUCCUUACCAUACUGACAGUGAAUCUCAGGAUUCAAGCUGCUAUGAGCCUCAAGUUGCAGCAGCCGCUGCGGCCAGCAUGUUGAUGUUUAACAACAACAACAACAACAACCACCACCAUUACCACCCCCGUAUUCCAACCCUGUACGACUUUGGUACGAAGGCCAUCCCCAGCAUAGAUCCUCGUUCUCCGUUGCUGAAUGGAUUCAGUGCAACCAGUUACCCAAAGUUGCACGAGGAAAUCAUCAACAGCCACCGCAAGUUCCAAGCUAAACUGUUGGAAAAUCAAGCGAAAGCAGCGGCUGCGGCCGCCACCGUCCACCCACACUCGAUGCCCCCGCUUGGUUCCCUGUGUAAAACCGUAUCGCAAAUCGGUCAACACGUGACAUCUUCCGACAGGGCAACAUCCGGUACGGCCGGCAGUUGUAAUAUCGAUACCCGAAGCAAUGCCAGCAGCAGUCCAAAGUUAAGUCCACGGCCGAUUCCUAAACCUACGGCAACGGUGGCAUCCAGUUUACCCGGAAACGGUGGUCGCGAUGCACCCACAAGUGGACAUUCCGACAACGGCCAUAACGAUGGAGGAGCAUCUUCGGAUGAUGCCCGGUCGGAAACUGGCAGCAGCAAGGACGGUGAUAGCAACGGAAAUCUGUGGCCGGCCUGGGUGUACUGCACCCGUUACAGUGAUCGACCGAGUUCGGGUCCCCGCUACCGUCGGACGAAACCGCCAAAGGAGAAAGGCGAAAGCGAAGAAAAACGUCCCCGGACCGCUUUCACCACUGCCCAGUUGCAAAGACUGAAGAAUGAAUUCAACGAAAACCGAUACCUGACAGAAAAACGCCGCCAAGCACUGAGUGCCGAGUUGAAUCUCAACGAGUCGCAGAUUAAGAUUUGGUUCCAAAAUAAACGGGCUAAAAUCAAGAAGACGUCCUCGGAAAAGAACCCCCUGGCACUGCAGUUGAUGGCCCAGGGCCUCUACAACCAUUCGACGGUGCCGCUCACUAAGGAGGAGGAAGAACUGGAGAUGCGCAUGAACGGUCAAAUUCCUUAGAAUUAGCCAGGCGCGGAUACUGAAUCCGAGAGAGAGAGAGAGUGUAGAAACAAUUGACACUGUCCUCCGACUGGGAUCACCAUUAAUUAGGCGAAGUUGUUGCUCAUUGACGAAAACAAAAGAAUCCAUAAUGUGAGACCUUCCAGCCGCCGCCGCCGCCGCCGCGUCAUCAUAGUGCCACUGCAAAAAGGACAGUAUCUCUCGAAACUCGAAGCUGUCAGUUGCAUUUUUGCAAGAGCUUUUGAAUUAUUGAUCUCCAGACAGCGGCGUGUACCAUUUUGUUGCUGCAUCACUCCCAACUGACGUCGAACAUAACCUCGCUGCUGCUGCUGCCAUGGGUUGAAGCUGUCAGUCAGCUAAGCAGGAAAGUAAAAAAAAAGCAGGCGAGGCUUACCGGGCAAUACUCGGAACGGAGGAGUAGGACAGUGAAACAACAACUAGCCCCAGUACAAUUACAUUUAAAUAAUUGAAUUAAUGCUUUUCCCUCCGCAUCCUGCCUUGAGCGGGAUCGAGAUGUAAGAAAGCUGUGCUAAAACAAACAAAUCCGAACGAAUGCUGAAACGAGGCCGUAUGAGAAACUGUAAAUGUAAAUAUUGAAUUUUAAAAGCCUCUCCGGAUCUGACAGCUAGUGAACGAGAAGGAACAACAACAACUUUCUCACGCACGUCCGUUCUUUUGAAAGGCUCUCGAGAGUAUGUUUAAAAUGGAGCAGAUUAUGUAUAUUUGUCCGGCAGUAAUGGGGUCAGCUGACAAGGGUGGUGCAAUAAAAAGGAAUACCCAUUUCCCCUACAAGUCAGUUUAUCCGAGAACGCGAAAAUAAAAAUCAAGCCUGAAAACAAAUAGCAGUAAACAGCAAGCAAGUUAAUAAUUCGCACCCACUCGAAAUUGGGAAUAGUUUUGCAAAAGAGCGUGUAAGGUUAGGUUACUUGUUUCGAAGUGUGUCUCAGACUUGCAAGAAGCAUAUAAAUUAUUUUCUUCCAAUAUCUUAGAAUCCUAAAACAUCAGAGCACUGUUCAAGCAUAAAGGCUAUAGCAAAAAAAAAACAACCAGCGAAUGUACAUACGUAAACGAAGAAAGAUCGAGUGUAAAAAAUUAGCUACUAAAAAUAAUUGAGAUUAACAACAUUGGAUUAGAGCAAGCAAAACCCACAAACAAAAUAGAUUAACGUGCAAAGUGGGCCGGACAGUGUUCCCACACAAGAAAAAAAAAGUCUGCCCAACGUCGAGCACAUGUUGAUGUAGAUAAUUAGUCUUCAAACGCCAGCUUACUUCCGCGAGCGUUUGGAACCUGUUUUCGAGAGGCACAAGUUGGAAGAUCCGAACUUCAAGCCUGAUACCGUAGGAGUGUGCAACUCAACCACCAGUGCAUCCACUGAGCACACACAUCUAUCUAAUCUAAAUUAUGCUUAAUUAUGCUACCGAGGGGCGAUCGGCCGACCAUUUUCACUUUGAGCCGUUUCCUCAGUAUUCUUCAUAUCAUGGCUUGCAAACGAUGCAAAUCAGUUUAUUCGGGAACCUUUGUGCAGCUCAAGUCCAUCUUUUAGUUGUGAAUUUAUGUCCGACAUUUAGACAUUGGAUAAGAAACCUGGAUAACCUGGAUCACACAUUCAAUCUGUUCGCUUGGCAGAAAGAAUUUUUAUUCUCCUAGCAUCUAAGGUUAUUAUUCCUAUAAUACUUAAGAUUGUAGAAAAUUAGCUGAUUAACCAUAGACAGAGUACAGAACCUACUAUAUUAUAAUAAAAAAGGAUGCGUAAAAUAUAUAAAAGAGAGUA
Malaya genurostris is the source of this 3728-nucleotide messenger RNA. Its product is annotated as segmentation polarity homeobox protein engrailed. Bases 434 to 1957 code for a protein of 507 amino acids. Gene Ontology annotation, molecular function: RNA polymerase II cis-regulatory region sequence-specific DNA binding; DNA-binding transcription factor activity, RNA polymerase II-specific. Gene Ontology annotation, biological process: neuron differentiation; multicellular organism development; regulation of transcription by RNA polymerase II. The transcript has 3 exons. Gene Ontology annotation, cellular component: nucleus. The record is from RefSeq and is a predicted model, not a curated record. NCBI's taxonomy places the organism in Eukaryota, Metazoa, Arthropoda, Insecta, Diptera, Culicidae.